AUGUACGACAUCCACACAGAACAGUUUCUCCAAAAGGACGUCCCAAAUACUAUAACAGUGGUCCCAAAUACUAUAACAGUGGUCCCAAAAAGUAUAGCAGUGGUCCCAAAUACUAUAACAGUGGUCCCAAAAAGUAUAGCAGUGGUCCCAAAAAGUAUAACAGUGGUCCCAAAAAGUAUAGCAGUGGUCCCAAAUACUAUAACAGUGGUCCCAAAAAGUAUAGCAGUGGUCCCAAAAAGUAUAACAGUGGUCCCAAAAAGUAUAGCAGUGGUCCCAAAUACUAUAACAGUGGUCCCAAAAAGUAUAACAGUGGUCCCAAAAAGUAUAACAGUGGUCCCAAAUACUAUAACAGCGGUCCCAAAAAGUAUAGCAGUGGUCCCAAAAACUAUAACAGUGGUCCCAAAAAGUAUAACAGUGGUCCCAAAAAGUAUAACAGUGGUCCCAAAUACUAUAACAGCGGUCCCAAAAAGUAUAGCAGUGGUCCCAAAAACUAUAACAGUGGUCCCAAAAAGUAUAACAGUGGUUCCAAAAACUAUAACAGUGGUCCCAAAAACUAUAACAGUGGUCCCAAAAAGUAUAGCAGUGGUCCCAAAAAGUAUAACAGUGGUCCCAAAAAGUAUAACAGUGGUCCCAAAAACUAUAACAGUGGUCCCAAAAAGUAUAACAGUGGUCCCAAAAAGUAUAACAGUGGUCCCAAAAAGUAUAACAGUGGUCCCAAAAACUAUAACAGUGGUCCCACAAAGUAUAACAGUGGUCCCAAAAACUAUUACAGUGGUCCCAAAAAGUAUAACAGUGGUCCCAAAAACUAUAACAGUGGUCCCAAAAACUAUAACAGUGGUCCCAAAAACUAAUUAUUUAUGGAAAAGUUUGUUUUAUAAUAUUACAAACAUAAUCUAG
Messenger RNA from Physella acuta, 897 nucleotides. RefSeq lists its product as uncharacterized. The record is from RefSeq and is a predicted model, not a curated record. NCBI's taxonomy places the organism in Eukaryota, Metazoa, Mollusca, Gastropoda, Physidae.